Messenger RNA from Melopsittacus undulatus (budgerigar), 2337 nucleotides. RefSeq names its product protocadherin alpha-8-like. NCBI's taxonomy places the organism in Eukaryota, Metazoa, Chordata, Aves, Psittaciformes, Psittaculidae. Gene Ontology annotation, molecular function: calcium ion binding. Gene Ontology annotation, cellular component: plasma membrane. Gene Ontology annotation, biological process: homophilic cell-cell adhesion. The record is from RefSeq and is a predicted model, not a curated record.
AUGGGCCUGUGUGGUGGUGCCUUGUUGCUGGUGCUGCAGUUGUCCUGGGCUCUGGUCGGCGGGCAGGUGCGGUACUCGGUGCCGGAGGAAGCCAAGGUCGGCACGGUUGUGGGCCGGCUGGCGCAGGACCUAGGCUUGGAGGCGGGCGAGCCGGAGACGCGGCGGCUGCGGCUGGUGUCUCAGGGCCGGCGGGAGAGCGUGGAGGUGAGCGGGGCGAGCGGGGCGCUGGUGGUGAGCUCGCGGCUGGACCGGGAGGAGCUGUGCGGGAAGAGCGCGCCGUGCUCGCUGCGGCUGGAGGUGCUGGUGGAGCGGCCGCUGCGCGUCUUCCAUGUGGAGCUGGAGGUCACCGACAUCAAUGACAACGCCCCGGUGUUCCCCGCCGCACGGAAAAACCUCAGCAUCGCGGAAUUAACUACUCUGCCUGGGUCUCGUUUCCCGCUGGAGGGCGCGUCGGAUGCAGAUGUCGGAGCCAACGCUCAGCUCUCGUACAGCCUCAUACCCAGUGAACAUUUCGCUGUAGAUUUACAAAAAUCGAAUGGGCGUAAUAUUGUACCCGAUCUUGUUUUAAUGAAAGCGCUGGACCGCGAGAUGAUGCCGAUUCACCAUCUGGUUCUGUCGGCGACUGAUGGGGGCCAUCCACCGCUGACAGGCACAAUGGAACUGGUGAUCUCGGUGCUGGAUGCUAACGACAAUGCACCCCAGUUCAACCAGUCUGUGUAUAAAGUGCAGUUGCCGGAGAAUGCUGCAGAGGGGACGCUGGUGACGAGGGUAAACGCCACCGAUGCGGAUGAAGGAAUUAACAGUGAGAUGACCUACACGGUAACAAACUUCCUUCCCCUCAGUGGAAAAGAUGUGAUUACUGUCAAGCCGAGGACGGGAGAAAUCCUUCUGACGGGCGCGCUGGACUUCGAAGAAGUCAAUAUAUUUGAUUUUCGCAUUGAAGCGAAAGACAAAGGGACGCCUCCGCUGUCGGGUCACUGCAGAGUGGAGCUGGAGGUGCUGGAUAUGAACGACAACGCGCCGGAGGUGUGGGUGACGUCGCUGUCGGUGCCGGUGCCAGAGGACGCGGCAGUAGGGACGGUGGUAGCUUUGCUGAGCGUGUCGGACCGAGACUCUGGGGAGAACGGGCGCGUGCGUUGCACGGUGUGGCCGCCGGCUCCGUUCGGUCUGGUGUCGACGUUCUCGGGCUCGUACUCGCUGGUGCUGCGGGAGGCACUGGACCGGGAGCGGGUGUCUGAGUAUGAGGUGGAGGUGCGGGCGGAGGACGGCGGGGCGCCGCCGCUGCGCGCCAGCCGCACUCUGCGUGUGCCGGUGUCGGACGUGAACGACAACGCGCCGGCGUUCUCUCAGGCCGUGUACACGGUGCUGGUGCGGGAGAACAACGCGGCGGGCGCGGAGCUGGCGCGGCUGUGGGCGCGGGACCCGGACGAGGGGGCCAACGGGCGCGUGAGCUACUCGGUGGCGGAGAGCGGGGGCGGGUCGUCGGUGUGGAGCGGCGGGUGGCGUCCGGCAUCGAGCUACGUGUCGGUGGACGCGGAGAGCGGGCGUGUGUGGGCGCUGCAGCCGCUGGACUACGAGGAGCUGCAGGUGCUGCAGUUCGAGGUGCGUGCGGUGGACGCGGGGGAGCCGGCGCUGUGCGGCAACGCCACGGUGCAGCUCUUCGUGCUGGACGAGAACGACAACGCGCCGGUGCUGCUGCCGCCUGCCGGGGGCGGGCCGGGCUCCGGCGUCGCUGGCUCGGCGUCGUCGGGUGCGGACUCGGCGGCGCUGUGGGCGUGGGCGUCGUGGGGGUCUCCGGCGGGGCAGGUGGUGGCGAAGAUCCGCGCGGUGGACGCGGACUCGGGCUACAACGCGUGGCUGCGCUACGAGCUGUGGGAGCCGCGGGGCAAGGGCCCGUUCCGCGUGGGGCUUUACAGCGGCGAGGUGAGCACGGCUCGGGCGCUGGAGGAGGCGGACGGCCCACGGCAGCGCCUGGUCAUCGUGGUGCGGGACCACGGCGAGCCUGCGCGCUCUGCCACGGCCACGCUCAGCGUGUCGCUGGUGGAGGGCACCGAGGCGGCGCUGGCGGCCGCGAGCUCAGGCUCGCCGGGGGCGGGGCUCCGGCCGCGGAGGGCGGUGCCUUGGCGGCGGCAUCGGCGACGACGACGAACGUGUGGCUGGUGGUGGCCAUCUGCGUGGUGUCGAGCUUGUUCCUGCUGGCGGUGGUGCUGUACGGGGCGGCGCGGUGGUCUCCGCGUUCGGCGGUGCUGUCAGGUCCCGGUCCGACCACGCUCGUGUGCGCCAGCGAAGUGGGGAGCUGGUCGUACUCGCAGCGCCAGAGCCGGAGCCUGUGUGUGA